Molecule: messenger RNA, 639 nt
Organism: Cadophora gregata
Lineage: Eukaryota; Fungi; Ascomycota; Leotiomycetes; Helotiales; Ploettnerulaceae
Exons: 2
Coding region: 1-639 (212 amino acids)
Biological process (GO): N-acetylglucosamine metabolic process
Cellular component (GO): cytoplasm
Source: RefSeq, a predicted model, not a curated record
AUGGUUGCGACACCCUUCCAUCUGACCGCAACAGAUCGAGCAACUCUCUCGAUGUCAGAUGAGGAAUUUAUCCCAUAUACGUGGACAGACCUCAAAACUGCCAUAGCCAGACAUGAUCUCUCCAUUUUGCCGCGAUCACCAUCAAUCCUCCGCCGUUAUAUGGACUGGUCACAAGAGAUUAUUUCAAACAGAAGUUCCACCGCGACUUUCCUUCUCCAAAGUCGUCUAUUCUGGGUCGAUCCUGAGUCACCGCAGCCGCUGGACUGUCCGAUCCAACCAAAGAACCCCGAACCUUUCGCUGACGAAUCGGACUACAAGAUCAUCUACAACGACUGGCCGUAUGGGUUAACAGAUGAUAUAACUCAUCUGGUUGUGUGGAUGAAGACGCGACUAGCGGUCAAUGAAGGGGGGGGAUUGACAUCCGAGUCCAAGUCCCUUGUUGAGGAUUUCGUUGAUCGAACUUUCGUUCAACGAAUGCGCAAUGAUGGUGUGUCUGGGGAUAGGGUUUUGUAUUUCAAGAAUCUCCCGAAGCUACAAAGCGUAGGUGCGGUGGAGCAUUUCCAUGUCCUUCUACGUGGUGCAAAGAAAUGUCUGCUGGACGAGUGGACGCAAUGCGAUGUGCCCAUAUAUCUAAGGUAG